Molecule: messenger RNA, 1136 nt
Organism: Galleria mellonella (greater wax moth)
Lineage: Eukaryota; Metazoa; Arthropoda; Insecta; Lepidoptera; Pyralidae
Product: N-acetylneuraminate lyase-like
Exons: 7
Coding region: 137-1051 (304 amino acids)
Biological process (GO): N-acetylneuraminate catabolic process
Molecular function (GO): N-acetylneuraminate lyase activity; 4-hydroxy-tetrahydrodipicolinate synthase activity
Source: RefSeq, a predicted model, not a curated record
AGAUAACAAUGUUCGUUGUGUAGGUAAUGUUUUGCUUUAUAAGAAUAAAACAAUGUGUUCUAUGACAGUAUCUCGCAUAACCGGCUACGAAAGUGUAGUUGUUUUUAGUGAGAGUGUAAACAGCCGAUAAUUUAAAAUGGUGGUGGAGCUAAGGGAUCGUGGAUUCAUUCCUCCAGUCUUCACUCCUUUCAACGAUGACCUCACAAUCAACUAUUCACUUAUACCGAAAUAUGCUAAGUAUUUAGCAGACAAUGGAGCUAAGACCGUUUUAGUGGGCGGUACGACCGGCGAGCACAUGGCGCUAAGUGUCGCCGAUAGGAAAAGGAUCGUGGAUACCUGGAUAAAGGAAGGCAGCAAAGUGGGCCUCCGGAUUAGUGCACAAGUUGGUGGUGCACCAGCUGCUGAUGUGCUCGAAUUGGCGUCCUAUUUUGAGAAGUCAGGAGUCACGUUUCUAUUGGUCUUGCCAGAGCUGUACUUCAAGCCUACCACAGUCGAGGGCCUUGUUUCUUACGUGGAGUUGGUCGCAAAGGCAGCCCCAAGCCUACCUAUUUUGUAUUACCAUAUUCCUAAAAAUACUAACUUAGUGUUUAAUAUGCCUGAAUUCAUCAGACAGGCUACUGCGCGCAUCCCUAACUUCAGGGGUAUUAAAUUCACCUCAUACGACCUGAUGGAAGGUGCCCAGGCGCUGAGGGCAUCUCGGCCAGACCAAGAAGUCUUUCUGGGGCCUGACAGUUUAAUCGCACCAGCUGCCCUUCUGGGGAUAACGUCCAACAUCGGGACAGCAUUUAACUUGUUCCCACAACUGGAGCACGAACUGUUGGCUGCCGUUCAGAAUAAUAAUGUAGCCAGGGCUCGGGAAUUGCAGGAGAAAUUGAGUGUGGCCAUCGAAGCCCAUGCUUGUGAGGGUCCUUGGGUGCCAGUAAUGAAGGCAGGCAUGGAAAUCGUAACUGGACUGAAAUUCGGCCCACCAGCUCUGCCACAGAAACCGAUAUCAGCUGAAUCCAGACAAAGAAUAACAACCAAGCUUAGAGGUUUAGGACUCCUUAAAUAAUUUUCACUUUAAUCAAAAUAUAUUUUUUUUUAUGAUAACACGUGAAUUGUAAGAAAUAAUUGCAGUAAUAAACUAUCUAAAUAUU